UCUCCCUUCACUCAGUUAGAAAUUGAGGCUUACUGCGUGUGUGUAUGCGUGUGUGUGUGUGUGAGCGCACGUCGCACGUUCCUGUGUGUGUGUGUGUGUGUGUGUGCAAGUGCCACAGACAGAUAACUAUAGUGUCUCAGCAUGCCUGCGUAUGCCACCAACAUGAGGCUGAAAUUUCCCAUCGUGGCCUUGGCUUUGGAGAUUAUCACCAUCAUCUUGUUUGCGGUCUUUGUGGUCUACGAUGACGGCAAAGGUCACGGCCAUGACUCACACUCCAACAACACGGGCCACCACGACCCGCCUAUGGAGCUCUAUCCCAUGUUCCAGGAUGUCCACGUUAUGAUCUUCAUCGGCUUCGGCUUCUUGAUGACUUUCCUGAAGAGAUACGGCUUCAGCAGCGUGGGCGUCAACUUGCUGCUGGCCGCCUUCGGCCUGCAGUGGGGCCUCCUCAUGCAGGGCAUCUGGCAUCUGGAUGAUGGCAAGAUUAAGAUCAACAUCUUCAAAAUCAUCAACGCGGACUUCAGCACAGCCACAGUCCUGAUCUCCUUCGGAGCAGUUCUGGGUAAAACCAGCCCUGUUCAGCUGCUCAUCAUGACCAUCCUGGAGAUUAGUAUCUUCUCCAUAAACGAGCACCUGGUGGCAACAGUCAUGGAGGCCAAUGACGUUGGGGCCUCCAUGAUCAUCCAUGCCUACGGAGCUUAUUUUGGUUUGGCCGUGGCUCGAAUGCUUUACCGGCCGGGUCUCAGAAACGGGCACGAGAAUGACGGAUCCGUCUACCACUCUGAUCUGUUUGCUAUGAUUGGGACCGUGUUCCUCUGGAUGUUCUGGCCCAGUUUUAACUCAGCCAUUGCCGAACCAGGCUUCACCCAGCUCACAGCCGUCAUCAACACUUACCUCUCCCUGGCCGCCUGCGUGCUCUCUGCUUACGCAAUCUCCAGCCUGGUGGAGCACAAAGGGAAACUGGACAUGGUGCACAUUCAGAAUGCCACACUGGCUGGUGGCGUUGCCGUGGGGACGUGUGCAGACAUGAACAUUGGGCCAUUUGGGGCGAUGCUGAUUGGAUUAGUGGCUGGUAUCGUUUCCACCCUGGGCUUCAAGUACCUGACUCCUAUUCUGGCAUCUAACCUGGGCAUCCAGGACACCUGUGGUGUACACAAUCUGCACGGCAUGCCGGGCAUCCUGGGAGGCUUGGCUGGUAUCGUGGCUGUGGCUUUGGGUAAAAAAGAAGGGAAUGCCGCCAUGCAAGCUGCCGCCUUGGCUUCAUCCCUUGGGUUUGCCCUGGUUGGAGGGGCUAUUACAGGAUUAAUAAUGAAGCUGCCUAUCUGGGGACAACCUCCAGACCAGAACUGCUUCGAUGACUCUAUUUACUGGGAGGUCCCUGCAGAGGAGGAGGACAACGAGGAGAGCUUGGCUCAUGCAGAUCACUCUAAGAACAAAGCAGAGGUUUAAACCUGGAAUCAGAAAAUGCACGAGGGAACGUUAUCACUCCACAAUGCUUUCCAUCACAGUUCAGAUUGAGUUGACAGUUCAGAAAAAAGCAGUAGGUCUCACUGUAUUUCACAUCUUCCAUAAAUAAAAAACUUAGAGAUGGGCAUAAUAAUACAUUAAUUGCUGAUUAAUCGUGUCUUGAAGCAAUUGAGGCGAACUGGAGUGCACUACCUCACUGCAACCAGCGGAGGCGCUGUUGAUUCAGUCUAAAGUAGUGUGUCGUCUAAAGCAGAACAUGGAGUCAGCUAUGGGAAGUAGAGAUACAUAUCAACAUAAACAAUUAUCAAUUGUUAUUAAAAAUACAUAUACACUGAGAUUUAAAAAAAAAAAACCUUCCCUAAAACUACACACUUUAUGGAAUAUAAUCAGCAUCAUACAUUGAUGUUUUGUUUUGGGGGUUUGAAAUUAGCAAUGGACAUAUGAUUCAUUCAUAAAUCAAUGCUGGAACACAGCUGUAAGCCUUUUCUUUAUUUACUUUAUCAAGCAUACAAGCAUGUUUUAACAGUAUUAGUAGAGUGUUUUUAACAGUAUUAGUAGAGUGUGUAUUUUAGCUUUCAAGUAUUACAUUGUACUUCAUUCACACAAACUGAUGAAAAACAGGGAUGGAAGGGCUACCUCACCCCUUACCUUUAGAAGAACAAUAUUCCUGUAAUGAACCAACCUGUGUGUGUCUCUGUACGCUGAGGCUUAUAUUAUUAUUUGCUUUUAAUUACAUCAUAUGUAUUCUUUUAUGUACAUACUACUUCACAUUUUCAUGGAUUGACAUAGUCAGUUUGAUGGUAGCCCUGUGGUGUAAAAGGUAACCGGUACUGGAUUUUUAUGAUUUCAUUUUUAUGAUUUCAAAUGACAGCAUAUUAAUUACACACAGAAAAAAAACAUAUGCACGAUAUUCAUACAAAAUGCAUCCUUCCAUAAGGCAGGUCAUUUCUCAUUUUCACUACAUUUACGACACUGUUAGACAAAGCUCCUAUGCGGAGUGUUUCAUUGUAUUAACAAAACAGGGCUGCGGGGCAAGAUGAAACUGACAUUUAGAGUUAAUCUCUUGUUUUUGACCAUUUAUGUGCAUUAUUUUUUAUUUUGUCUUUUAUACAAAAUGUACUUGUACUAUCACUGCCAUAAUAAAUGUUUUGUACGUUAUUA
This is a messenger RNA of Dunckerocampus dactyliophorus (ringed pipefish), 2628 nucleotides long. RefSeq names its product Rh associated glycoprotein (gene rhag). The coding region runs from base 142 to 1449 and encodes 435 amino acids. Gene Ontology annotation, biological process: ammonium transmembrane transport; ammonium homeostasis. Gene Ontology annotation, molecular function: ammonium channel activity. NCBI's taxonomy places the organism in Eukaryota, Metazoa, Chordata, Actinopteri, Syngnathiformes, Syngnathidae. Gene Ontology annotation, cellular component: plasma membrane. The record is from RefSeq and is a predicted model, not a curated record. The transcript has 10 exons.